UUCAAAUAUUCAAGCAACACAAUUAAAAUGUAAUGGUAAAAAAUAUGCACGUUUAUAUACUAUAGAUAGUUAUAUAAUUAGACCAAGAAUAUCCUUACGAAAUGAAGAUAUAUUACAAGAUAAUUCUUGUAUAAUGUUUUUUGGUAGAGUUUUAUGGUAUUUUGUUUAUGAAUAUAAUGAUGCAAGCAUAAUGCUUGCCUAUAUUGAAUGUGCUAAUGUAUCAGAUGAAAAUAAUCAUCAAUUAGGAUUAAAAAAAUUUCAUUAUUUUGGUCGUAAGAAUUUUAUUGAUAUAAAGCUAUUAAAAGAU
Molecule: messenger RNA, 307 nt
Organism: Dentiscutata heterogama
Lineage: Eukaryota; Fungi; Glomeromycota; Glomeromycetes; Diversisporales; Gigasporaceae
Source: the annotation of a GenBank genome assembly